AUGGGAGCUCAUGUCCAUCUACUGCGAGUCUUCUCUGCAGGUCCAGGUGGCGGCAAUCUUCUUCCAGUCGUGUUGAACGCCCAGGGCAUGUCGAACGCAGAAAUGCAAGCAGUUGCCGCAAGCCAUAAGCACGAGAGCGGGUUCGUCUUCCCCGCACCGGCAGAUUCGCACUACGACUAUGAAUUUCGUUUCUGGGUCCCCGCCCACGAAAUGGAGAUGUGCGGCCAUGCAACAAUUGGAACCGUCUGGCUAAUGUCAAAGCUUGAAAUGCUCGAACGGGGCCAGGUUCGCAUCUUGACCAAGAGCGGUCUUAUCGAAGCAAAGGUCUCGCAUGUUCCAGGCGACACAGACGACACAAAGGAUGGGAUAUGGGUUGAAAUAUCGCAGCCUGCAUGCACGGUAAUGGAUCGUAUGGAAGACGAUUACAUCAAUGAGAUUGUGUCUGUUUUGGGGGUUUCAAAAGAUGAUUUGUACCCUGGACUAUAUAUCCAGAAUGCCGCCACGAGCAGGGUGAAGACGCUGGUCCCGCUCAAGUCGGUUUCUUUGCUGAACUCUCUGGAGCCACAGUUCUCCCGGAUAGAGACGCUCUGUGAGAAGAUUGAUAGCACCGGUCUGUAUCCAUAUGCUGUUUCCAAUCUCAAACUACAGGAGUUUGAAGCGAGGCAAUUUCCCAAAGCCUCCGGAUACCGCGAGGAUGCUGCAACUGGAAUCGCAGCAUCUGCUUUGGCCUUUGGGCUUCUAAUGAAUGGUCAGGUGAAUAGCACGGAUCGGAAUGUCAAGAUUAAGCAGGGUUCGGCCAUGGGCCAUCCAUCUGAGAUCAGUGUCAGGUUUAGGAAAUGGGGUGAUGAAGUUAAUGGCUGUUGGAUUGGAGGCAGUGCCGGGUUCGAGACUGCAGAGAAACCACUAUGA
Penicillium vulpinum is the source of this 909-nucleotide messenger RNA. Its product is annotated as PhzF family phenazine biosynthesis protein. Gene Ontology annotation, biological process: biosynthetic process. Gene Ontology annotation, molecular function: isomerase activity. Gene Ontology annotation, cellular component: cytoplasm. Lineage: Eukaryota; Fungi; Ascomycota; Eurotiomycetes; Eurotiales; Aspergillaceae. The transcript has a single exon. The coding region runs from base 1 to 909 and encodes 302 amino acids. The record is from RefSeq and is a predicted model, not a curated record.